Pocillopora meandrina is the source of this 1366-nucleotide messenger RNA. NCBI's taxonomy places the organism in Eukaryota, Metazoa, Cnidaria, Anthozoa, Scleractinia, Pocilloporidae. The record is from the annotation of a GenBank genome assembly.
AGCGUAUGCGAACGAGAUAAGUCAGAUUGUGGCAAGUAUGAAAUCUGCAUCGUAGACAUUCGAACCAACAGUGCACGAUGCAUUUGCAAGGAUGGUUAAACAGGAAAGCCCUGUAGUAAGUGAAUAAUAAUGACAAUAAUGUUUGCAAACAAAAAAUGCAAAGAAAACCGGCGCAAUAGUGCUUUCACUGCUCGAACUUUCACACCUCGAGCACUAGCUGUACACAACUUCUAUAUUUGUUGAUCAACCCCUCCUCUCAAUACAUUUCCUUUGUUUUUGUUGAUGGUAUUUUAGAAACGUAAGGAUCAUUCAUUAUCAAGAGAAACACUAACACCGUGACUAAGUAAAAAUAAAUUACUUCUACUAUAGUCCAAGCGUACCAUUCAAAUCAAAUUUUUCGAAAACCAACAGAACCCAUCGCCAAAAGUUGUGCUCUACUUUAUCAACAUGGUGUCACAUCUAGCGGUGUGUACGCUAUCAAUCCAGAUGGCGGACAUGCCAUGCAAGUGUUGUGUGACAUGACCACGAACGGUGGAGCUUGGACUGUUUUUCAGAGACGUUUGAACGGCUCUGUUGAUUUCUAUCGAGAUUGGUCGUCCUACAAAAAUGGCUUCGGAGAUUUACACGGCGAGUUCUGGCUUGGAAAUGACAAUCUUCAUCGUUUGACAGCCGCUGGUAACGUUUCGUUGAGAGUUGACCUGGAGGACUUCGAAGGUAACAUCAAAUACGCUGAGUACGCGACAUUUAAGGUGGCGGACCAGACAGAUAAAUACCGAAUUGUAAUUGGUGGAUACAGUGGGACAGCUGGAGACGGUAUGAAUGAACAAAGGUAUUAUAAACAGUAGUUUAGAAUUGAGGUUGUUGAAAGUAAAAUGUGCGAUAAUUUGCAGGCAAAUAUUUUUAUAUCUAUUCGUUUCGAGACUUGUGCGAGUAAAGAGAUGGAAUCCUGAAAAAAUUCUCAAUUCAUUUAUUUCUUACUUAUUUUUCCUUUUCCCUUUUUUUUUUUUUUUUUUUGUAUCCGCCAUUUUCAGUUUUGGCUUAUGAGAUGUUAAAUUAGUGUACCAAAAGUUCCAAUACUAUUACAAUAUUCCUCCAAUUUAAUAAGAUCUACAAACCGUAUUUUGUGGUAUUAACACUUUGUAGUGAUAUGCAGUUCUCCACAAGAGAUAGUGACAACGACAUAAAACCAAACAGCAGCUGUGCUCAGAAGUACAAAGGCGCCUGGUGGUACAGUGAUUGUCAUCGAUCCAAUCUAAACGGGUUGUAUCUCAGCGGAAGUCACUUGUCAAUGGCUGAUGGCGUCAACUGGAUUCCUUUUAAAGGAUAUCAAUACUCACUGAAACGUACAGAAAUGAAAGUAAAGUAG